Molecule: messenger RNA, 2209 nt
Organism: Oncorhynchus mykiss (rainbow trout)
Lineage: Eukaryota; Metazoa; Chordata; Actinopteri; Salmoniformes; Salmonidae
Source: RefSeq, a predicted model, not a curated record
CAGGAAGCGAUUUUUGGCUGAUGUGGACAAUUUAACGGAUGAAAUAAUCUCCCGCUAAGUAACUAGCAACAGUCGAGCAAGCCGGUGUCAAAGAAAUAAACAUUAUUUUUUUAACAAUGGAGCGAUGAAAAUAUGUAGCGUUUGAACUAAACCAUUUUUUAAAUUUGUAAGAUCUGGAAUAAAAAUAAAUAAGCGAUCAAACAAUGAUGUCGGAAUGCGAACCAAACGAGACCGAUCCGGUGGUGGCGGAUGACAUAGCCCCGGUAGCCGCCGCCGCCGCCGCUGCUUCUACCACGGAUCUCAACUUUCGGUCACAGGAGCCACUGUCGACGUUGUUCGAUAGGAACACAGUCGGGUCUGGGACAAACCCGGGCGUCGCGAUUCGGAUCUCGGGUUCGUGUGAAAGUGUUCUUACCGAAUUGGAGACGGACGGUUCUGGUGAAGAGACUCUGUUGUUACCGUGUUUAUCCGGAGGCACGUCGUCACCUCGGGGCGAGAGGCAGAAGAGGACGAGGCGGAACCGAAGGAGUUCAUCGUCGGAUAAAGAUAACCUUACCUCGCCAGGUAACAGUAGUGGAGACUUUAACCAUUUCCCCGGUGACCCAGAGUUUGGUGACAUCAUUCAGAGGGCGGAGCAGGCCAUCGAGGGCGGAGUCUUCCCAGAGAGAAUCUCUCAGGGUUCUAGCGGGAGUUACUUCGUUAAAGACUCCAAAGGGAAAAUUCUCGGUGUUUUCAAACCAAAGUCUGAAGAGCCUUACGGUCACCUCAACCCUAAAUGGACCAAAUACUUUCACAAGCUGUGCUGUCCAUGUUGUUUUGGCCGUGGCUGCCUGAUCCCCAACCAGGGCUAUCUCUCAGAGGUUGCUGCCUCCCUCGUUGAUACCAGGCUAGGACUGGGGGUGGUCCCCAAAACCAAGGCUGUGUAUCUAGUCAGUGAGACAUUUCACUACAACACUAUCGACAGGGCGAAGUCCAGAGGGAAGAAAUACGCCCUGGAGAUGGUUCCCAAAGUAGGACGACACUUCCACAGAGUGGGCCUGCCCCCCAAGCUUGGUUCGUUCCAGCUGUUCGUGGAAGGGUACCAUGAGGCUGACUAUUGGUUGAGACGUUUUGAGGCGGAGCCUCUCCCAGAGAACAUCAGGAAACAGCUCCAGUCUCAGUUUGAGAGGCUCGUCAUUCUGGACUACGUCAUCAGAAACACAGACCGAGGGAAUGACAACUGGUUGAUCAAGUAUGAGAAGCCAGGGGAAGGAGAGGGAGAGAAGGCCAUCCAGAUAGCAGCUAUAGACAACGGCCUGGCCUUCCCCUUCAAACACCCUGAUGAGUGGAGAGCCUACCCGUUCCAUUGGGCGUGUCUGCCCCAGGCUAAAGUGCCCUUCUCCCAGGAGACCAGAGAGCUGGUGCUGUCCCGUCUGUCAGACAUGAACUUCGUUCAGGACCUCUGUGAAGACCUCUACGAACUGUUUAUGGCAGAUAAAGGUUUUGACAAGACCAUGUUUGAAAGGCAGAUGUCAGUCAUGAGAGGACAGAUCUUAAACCUGAGCCAGGCGUUGAAGGACAAUAAAACUCCCAUUCAGUUGGUCCAGAUGCCCAGAGUCGUGGUGGAGAGACGGCGGACUGGAGGACAGGGGAGGGUGGUGACAUUAGGAACGGCUUUCACCCAGACCUUCCACUGCAAGAGACCGUUCUUCUCUUCCUGGUAGAGGGAGGGAUGUCUGGAGAGAGGACAGGGGAGGGUGGUGACAUUAGGAACAGCUUUCACCCAGACCUUCCACUGCAAGAGGCCGUUCUUCUCUUCCUGGUAGAGGGAGGGAUGUCUGGAGAGGGAGAGAGGACAGGGGAGGGUGGUGACAUUAGGAACAGCUUUCACCCAGACCUUCCACUGCAAGAGGCCGUUCUUCUCUUCCUGGUAGAGGGAGGGAUGUCUGGAGGAGCUGCUGCAGGGGUGGGUGGAGAGAUGAGGAGGGAGGGAAGAGAGGGAGCCUCCACUGCAACACAAUGACCUACCCUCCUGGUAGAGAGGGUGAGAGAGGGAGAGAGGGAGAGGGUGAGAGAGGGAGAGGGUGAGAGAGAGAAAUGAAGGGACUCUCAGAGCAUAUUUCCUCCUGGGAGAGGGAGAGGGUGAGAGAGGGAGAGGGUGAGAGAGAAAUGAAGAGACUCUCAGAGCAUAUUUCCUCCUGGUAGAGGGAGAGGGUGAGAGAGGGAGAGA